Galeopterus variegatus (Sunda flying lemur) is the source of this 3491-nucleotide messenger RNA. Its product is annotated as protein FAM189A1-like. The transcript is spliced from 5 exons. The record is from RefSeq and is a predicted model, not a curated record. Lineage: Eukaryota; Metazoa; Chordata; Mammalia; Dermoptera; Cynocephalidae. Bases 1 to 876 code for a protein of 291 amino acids.
AUGGGGGACCAUGGGGCCCUAAAGCAGAGAUGGCACAACUGUGCCCACCAAGGUGAAAACCAUGCUGCACAGAGGAUGGACCGGGUGACAAGUCGAGAUCACCAGGUGGCCGAGUCCAGCUUCGAGGACCCAAACGCCACUGCUGGCUCCAGCACGCCAGCAAAUGACACCUACGAAUUGCGCAUUCUUGAGGAAAACAUGGUGGAAAGUGGAGUAGCCUGGUGGCAACUGUUUAUCAUCUCAGGGCAAGUAGAGGUGGACAGAGGGGUCUGGGGCACUCCUCGCCAGGAAUUCAGCAGGCUGGACCCUCCUCACUGCCUGGGGCCCAAUGCGCCGGCCCCCAGUGCCAGCCUCCCAGCAUCUGAGGGCACUGCCGUGCUGGGUCCAAGCCUCCAGUCCCCUGAUGGCCCUGCAGGGGCCCUGACACCCCAGCCUUCCUCCCCAUGCCCUGGCUGUGCAUCCCCAGAUGCUCCUGGCGUGUGCACGCGAGCACAGCCAGGUCCUGGGCACGUGGCCCGUUCUGCCAGUGACCCCACCUCAUGCGCAUCCUGCAAGGCAGUUUCCAUGUCAUGCUCUGCCAUGGCUGCCCAUCAGCACCAGCUUUCACCCCUCGGGGACCUGGAUACCUGGGAAAUGGACCAACAGCCAAAGCCAGAGGCCUUACAGAUGGUCUCCAAAGAGCUGCCACACUCUUCAGUGGACAGCAAGGCCUGUGCAGACCCCAGGGUUUUGGUGGCUAAGCUUUUGGAACAUUCACACUGUGCCCUCCCUGCCGAGGUGCGGCAUGUGGUGGGCACCGUCCGCUCGGCGGUCACCUCUGAGGAGCGCCCCGUGGAGGAGGCCGUCUUCGGUGCUGGCGUUCUAGACCAGGUGUGAAGGGCUGCAGGUCUAGACGUGGACACCGACAGGCCUGCCAGCACAGGCUGUUCUUCUGUUCUUGCCAGAAGCCACCAUGCUGGGCGGGGAGAGGCCUUCAGCCCCAGCAUGGAGAGGACAAACAGGGACACCCAGGAGUUUCUGGGAGUGGCGUGGGCGGGGAACUGUCAUUGCCUUUCUUGAGGUGGAUCCAAUCAGUUAUCUUCUGGGGGUUACAUUUCCUACCUAUUCCAGUAAUUCAGAAAGAUGACCCACAUGUGUCCAUAGUGAACUCUUCAGUUUUUUCUGGCGUGUGGCACCUUGAACUGGCCAGCAUCACAUGAAUACAAAUGCAGCAACAGGUGACACUCAUCUAACUGAAAGGCUUCAAAAUCAGGGCCAUCAGGAUUCUCCCCCAUCCCGAAUUUAGUGUUAAGUGGAUGAAGGAUGAGGUCAAGUGAUGAGACCAUCUUUUCAAGUGGUUCGUAUUGCUCUCAAAUCAAACUGUUACCAUAUUCUGACCUAUUUCCUUUAAAAGGAAUCAGGUCAUUUUAGCACAGAUGGCAGCUUGGGCCUACAGAACUACAGAGCUAGUGCGCAAACAGAUAUACAGUGAGGGACCCGGUGGUGGCCCGGCCACUGCUGGGAAGCAGGCAGGUGUUGCUGGGGGCCUUGAGGACCCACCACCAUCUCUCGGUCUCGCGGGCCUGCCCCCUCAGCCUCUUUCCAUGGGGUCCCUUCCCCACUUUCCUCCGGGUUCUCUCCCUCUGUGGUCUCUCUCCCUCAGCUAGAGCAGCCACAUUACAGUUUUUUGUCCCAUAACAAUGGGCAGCUGUUCUGAGACUCUUUGCAUCUGGCCUGCCCUGAUUGGCCUUGAUGGGUCAGGCCCUGGGGAGAGGCCCAUUUCUCUGGGACGUGCAUACCUCCUGAUAGAGCAGAGCUCUGAUGACCAGUGCCGUCCCUCCCCUAGCCAGGUGACAGCAGACACGCCUACACUGGAUGACACAGGUUGGAGGUCAUUUAUUUCUGUGAAAAUGCCCACCGUGUUGGUGAUGCAGAAGCAGGCAACCCAGCCUGGGUGCAGCAUGGGCACCUUUGGGCAGCUUGGGUGCUUUUGACUUUCUUGGAUCCUCAACUCAUCACUUUUUGGCAACAUGAGCGGCAGCUGCUUCCCAGCAGUGGCUGACGAGCAGUACUGUCCACGAGGACUUUCUACAGGGAUGUAAAUGCCUGUGUCUGGGCCGUCCAAAGCAGCAGCCACUAGCACACAGGGGUGUUGAGUCCCUGAACCGUGGCUAGUGGCCCCUGCAAGGCACAGAGCAGCCCAGAACCCGCAAGCCUCAUCAGAGAGCCCAUGGGCCUGGCGUGACCAGAAGGUGCCCACCACUGCUCAGUGCAGGGGGCAGACCAGAAGUUGCCCACCACCGCUCAGCGCCCAGCUCCUGGGGCUCCUGCCGCUCUCCCCUCCACUCUGUGUGGCUGGGCCUGUCCUUGAGCCCCUGCCCUCGUUCCUCAGCCCCCAACCCCACUGGAGCCAGCGUGCUGGGGCGCUUCUUGUGGUUGGAAACUGGGGAGGGGGUGAGGGGUGGGGUCCAGCCCAAGCAUCCAGAGCCUUCAUCCCAAAAUUGAGGUGUGGGAAUCUGCAGCAAUGGCAGCCAUGAGUGUGUCGACCACUUUACUAAUGUUACCAGUUGUUGCCUCCAAGUUAGCUGAGAAAAUAUAAAUCAGGCUUUUUGAUGACAACUUUAACCUUUCCACGAGAGACAUAAUAGAGAUGAGUUUAUGAGCACUUUAUUCAGACUAUAAAACAGGAAAUCUAUUCUCUAAUUUUUUUCAAGUGAGGGCUUUUGAAGUCCCAAAAAGCAAGUCUCUUUGCAGGUGAAGUUAACCAAUGGAUUUCCAGAAUGAACUCUCCAGCCUAUGAGCAAUGUGUCUCCCUGCCCCCCCCCCCCAUGCCUGGCAUCUCAGCUUGGCCAGCUGCAGGGAGUCUGCCUGCUUGGAGCGGGGAUCCACAUUUGGGCUUGGAGACUCACCCAGCCGUGUCCCUGGGCCAAGCCUUGGGUGGGCUAACCCUGCAUUCUCAGGCCUGGCUGUGGCUGGAGUGAGGCCAAGACCACCUCCCACCAAUCAACUCAACCCCUGGGGUAUUCUCAUCAUGCAGCCAGGGUGAGGGACCAACAGGCCACCCAGCAGGUGCUGUGUCCUCUGCCAUGGGGUCUUGUGCCCCAGGCUGAGCUGCCUCCCAGGCGCAGACUGAUGCUGUGCGGUUCACACACCGCUCACGCUCAGUUCUGUAUUUCCCCUCACAGCAACUUACUUUGUGGACAAGGAGAUUGUACCCGGCUUUAUGCCGCUGGGCUAGAACCUUCUGCCUCCUGGAAACAAGGCUGUCAGGCACGGGGGUGGGGUACAAUGCAGCCAAACAGGGUCCUCCGCCUGGGCUCAGGAGGGCCCAGGCUCCCAGCUUCCAGGAAAGCUCCCCAGAAGAGAGAAGUGCCAGGAGAGCCCCUGGAGAACACGCUGGCAUCUUGACUCAGCAGCUCUGAUCCCUUGGACCCCAGCUCAGCUGCACUAAGUACUGGGAGCUCCAGCAGUGGCACCUAUGCCCCCGGGCAUGUGAGCUCACGGCCAAGGGG